AUGAGGGGGAAGAAUACCCGUAAGCGAGCCAUUCCCGCCGCGCACAAGGGCCGUGGCUCGGCCGUUGCUCUCAGGACACGAGGCCAAGAACGCAGUGUAGAGGGCACGGGUUUGCCUGAAGAGUCCGGCGAAGAUCGCGCACGAUGUCUGACGCUCCACCAUGAUGCUCUCCCGCCCUACGGCCAUCACCACCUCGGCCCGACCCCUCUUACAGCGAAUGCCUUCCCUUUUGUUACCUUCCCCGAGGAAAUUGACAACGAUGCCCGCAAUAUGCUGUGUAUAUACUUUACCCGUCUGAAGAAUACCAUGUACCCGAUUGCAAGGUAUUCUCGCUCCGACUCCUCCAACACGUACUGGUUCGACUGGACCCAGCUCGACCUAGCAUAUCUCCAUUCCAUCCUUUUCACAACGUCCUUCUUCUACGACAACGUUCAAGGACACACAAGCGAGAGGACGAGAUACCACUCGUAUAGGACCAUUCACGAGCUCAACAAGCAAUUGGCUCACGCGGAAACUGCCGUGACUGAGUCGACAACCACUGUGGUCAUGGCUAUAGCUUUGAUGGCAGGAUGCUUUGGGGAUACGGAUUCUGCCCAUAUGCACAUGAUGGGCCUUAAACGGAUUGUAGAGCUGCACGGCGGCAUACAGUCGGCUGGUUUAAUCUACAGCUCCUGCACCGGCGCCGAGCCUGUAUUCUUGGAAGGAACUCCCUCGUACGAAUCGGCUUUUGAUCAUUUGCCUGAGCUCAAUCAGCUCAAGCCUCUAGACGUGACUUGCUUUUCCCGCUCACGUGCACUUGUACGCACAUUCGACAGGAGACUCUACAACGUAUUCAAAGACGUCCAAGGCCUCUCGCGCCUCGUGAACGACAGCUACAGCUCCGGCCACAAGAUACCCGAGAUGGCCCUCGAAGGGUUGUUGACGUCCGUCCAGGCCCGGCUACUCUCGCUGAAGUUUGACAACAAUGGCGAGAACAUGGCCGAGCUCCUCCGCCUGUCCCUUAUUGCGUACUUGACGACCGUGUUCUGGAGUCUCCCGGGUCUGAAGUUCGACUACCCGCACCUGGCCGCCCAGUUCCGGCAGGUCUGUCUCGGCUUUUCGCCUACCGCCGCCGGAGAAGGAGAGUGUUUCGCCUGGGCUCUGACGGUGGGAGCGAUAUCGUUGUUCAACGGCCGUGGCCGGGACUGGCUCCUACAGAUACUGCAGCCCCUCAUCCGAGAUCACCUGGGGACGACGUGGGAUGAGGUCAGGAAGAGUCUGGGCCAUAUCAUGUGGAUUGGAAGUAUCCACGACGGCUUAGCGUCGGAUCUGUUUCGCAGCUAUCUUGGAGACACUGGGACAGAGGAUGCAGUUGCUGUUGAGUGA
Molecule: messenger RNA, 1365 nt
Organism: Colletotrichum higginsianum IMI 349063
Lineage: Eukaryota; Fungi; Ascomycota; Sordariomycetes; Glomerellales; Glomerellaceae
Product: Citrate synthase
Exons: 3
Coding region: 1-1365 (454 amino acids)
Source: RefSeq, a predicted model, not a curated record